UUACAAGCUUCAAACGUAUACAGGGAUCUUCUCAAAUCUGUCAACAAACACAUAGGAAAAGAAGGCUACAAGAAGCAUUUUGGAGAUUAUAUAACACAGGAGUUUAGAGAGAACUGCAAUGUUUUAGACCGAUCUUCUGUUCUGCAAAAACUCAAGCUUGCUCGUGAUUACACUUUCUUAUUCAACAGCGUGCAGCAUCACAAGGGGUUGCGGUUCUCUUACAACCUUGCUGUGGAUAGAUCGGAAGAAAUGAAAAGAAUACUAGGAAAAUCUGCUGCAAGUGUAGGUCUUCAGCUUCCCGAGGCUUAUCAGGCCUGAUGUGUUGAAAAUGCAUUUCUCCGGCUGCUGGACAAAAAUCUCGAUCACAUCAAAGUCGGCUGGUCAUGUGGCAACAUAGACGGUUCAUAACUUAAGAUUGAUUUUAUGCCAGUACUUUAUUAUUAGCUCCCUUUGAGAUUUUGCCAGAAUGACAUCGAAAAUAAUUCUUUUGAUGUUCGAAGUCAAACUAAACAGCAGCCUUUGAGAUUCAUAGGGACGAAGUUCAUGCAGCUAAUUGAGUUAUAGUAUUCAGACCUGGAUAUGCUAUCUUGGUCGAAUUCAUGAGCAAAGAGCUGAGCUGCCACCAUAUUAGGCACAAUUUCAGUAUAGUAUCCUGCUCUUUUCACGUGUUGGCAGUAGUAUCAAAUUGAUACUAUCAAUAGAAUCCAGGCCUUGUGUGAACCAGAUCCGAGAUCCAGUUUCUUAGUACAAGUCAAAAGAAACACUACAAGUUAGCUAAGACUAGACACCUGUGCAAACUUUCACAUACGUGGCACCCUGGAUCUCUCCGCACGCGACACCAUUUUUUUCUUGUUUUGUCUUGUUUCUCCUGCUUCUUCUUUAUUAGCUAGAAGUUAUCAGUAGAUAGAAUUAGGUGCCAGUCAGGAUAUUCAACACCACCACCAUCACCAGCAACAACAGUAUGGGUUCAGCGACAUUCCUAGAAGUGAUACUGGCCAUUAUCCUACCACCUGUUGGGGUCUUCCUGCGUUAUGGCUGUGGAGUGGAGUUCUGGAUAUGUUUGCUGUUGACCAUAUUGGGAUACCUUCCAGGGAUAAUAUAUGCCAUUUAUGUAUUAGUUGGAUAGUGUGUAGAUCUCUCUUGAUGAGGUUUGAUAUUUGAAUGUUCACAGACAAUUCAGUUUGCCAGUCUUAUUUUUCUUAUUAUUAUUGAUCAGUUGUUUUCUCUUCUCGUAA
Messenger RNA from Populus trichocarpa (black cottonwood), 1235 nucleotides. RefSeq lists its product as uncharacterized. NCBI's taxonomy places the organism in Eukaryota, Viridiplantae, Streptophyta, Magnoliopsida, Malpighiales, Salicaceae. The transcript is spliced from 4 exons. The record is from RefSeq and is a predicted model, not a curated record. The annotation marks the transcript as partial.